CACAGUAACCGUCCAAUCACACACACCAAGCUAAAGAUACCAUGCGCGUAAUUCAAUCAAAUCCUGAUGCUGCGCUUUUCCCACGAUGGGUUUUUGCGCUCCAAGUGACUUGCGUUUCACUGGAUUCACAAUCUAUAUUCCCCCGAGCGUAAACGUCACUCCCUCACAUUAAUUAAGGUUGGGCUACUUUUAUUAAGCUCAAGACUUAGACAAAUGCUGCGCCGUCGUUUUAAAUAACCCCCUUGAACAAAAGCUCCAUAAAAAUCUACAACAUUCAAUCUUACCCAAGCCCGAUUAUACAUCCACGUUUGACUGGUUUCAAAACUGAAAAAAACCACCCUAACCAAUCAAGAUUUGGAAGGAAAGCCAAGCUCAAGUAAGCUUUAUCAUUCUUUAUCUUUUGCUCAUCUUCUUCACCCCGAUAAAGCGCUCUCUUUCUCUCUCGUCUUUUACUACCGCUCUUUCCUUCUUCUUCGUGUCUGUGAAAAGAGCACUUUCUCUCUCUCCACAAACUUUUAUUUUUUGGUUUGCAGUGAGUCAGAGAGAAAACCAAUUUCUAGGGUUUUCAUUUUUUUUUUAAUUUCAGAAAGUUUUGGAUACAAAGAAAAUUUAUACAAAAUAAUUGUGAAACUUGUUUUUUCAUGGUGGUUUCGACGGUUGUUGUUGUUGUUCCUGUAUGUUUUCUUAUCAAGAAAUUUACUCCCAAACGGAAUAUUAACCCUCGAUUCUAAUGACUUUCAUUAGCAGUGAAUGGCUCGAUAUCACCCUCGCUUUCUCCAUUUAUUCACCUUCCUCUUCUAUACCACCAUUAUAUCUCUUUCAUCUUCGACCCUCGAAUCGGAUUUUUCGAUAAUCGAUUCGGAUUCGGAAGCUCUUUUGUUCCAUCAAGACUACUCUCCUCCGGCUCCUCCUCCGCCGCCUCCUCAUGCCCCGUCGGUAUCUUGCACUGACGAUCUCGGCGGGAUAGGUUCUCUGGAUUCUACGUGUAAGAUUGUGGCCGAUUUGAAUCUUACUCGUGACGUGUACAUAGAGGGAAAGGGUAAUUUCUAUAUCCUUCCCGGAGUUAGAUUCCAUUGCCCCUCUUUGGGCUGUUACGUAACCCUAAACAUCAGCGGAAACUUUUCCUUAGGCGAAAAUUCUACUAUAGUUACUGGUACUUUUGAGCUCACGGCUUAUAACGCUAGUUUUUUCAAUGGCUCGGCCGUGAACACGACGGGAUGGGCGGGGGACCCACCACCACAGACGAGUGGGACACCUCAGGGAGUGGAGGGAGCGGGCGGAGGUCAUGGGGGCCGCGGCGCGUGUUGCUUGGUGGAGGAUGGGAAGCUGCCGGAGGAUGUCUGGGGCGGAGAUGCUUAUUCAUGGUCAUCAUUGCAGGAUCCAUGUAGUUAUGGGAGUAAGGGAGGGACAACGAGUAAGGAGGUGGACUACGGAGGGGGAGGUGGUGGCCGGGUGAAAUUGCAGAUUAAAGGGUUGUUGGAGGUGAAUGGGAGCUUGUUGGCUGAUGGGGGUGAUGGAGGGAGUAAAGGAGGUGGUGGAUCAGGUGGUAGCAUCUAUAUUAAAGCUCAUAAAACGACUGGAAACGGCAGAAUAAGUGCUUGUGGAGGUAAUGGUUUUGGUGGUGGGGGUGGUGGAAGAGUUUCAAUUGAUGUUUUCAGCAGGCACGAUGAACCAAAAAUUUUUGUGCAUGGAGGAGUUAGUCGUGGCUGCCAAGAGAAUGCUGGUGCUGCUGGAACCCUUUAUGAUGCUUUGCCCCGGAGUCUUACCGUUAACAAUCAUGAUUUGUCAACGAAUACAGAUACUCUUCUUCUAGAGUUUCCUUAUCAGCCACUUUGGACUAAUGUGUAUAUUCGAAAUUGUGCCAGGGCUGCUGUUCCGUUGCUUUGGAGUCGUGUCCAGGUGCAAGGACAGAUAAGUCUACUAUGUGGAGGGAUGUUGAGCUUUGGGCUAGCACAUUAUGCAUCUUCAGAGUUUGAAUUAUUGGCAGAAGAACUGUUAAUGAGUGAUUCUAUAAUCAAGGUCUAUGGGGCUUUACGCAUGACUGUGAAAAUAUUCUUGAUGUGGAAUUCCAAAAUGCUAAUAGAUGGUGGUGAAGAUGCAACUGUUGCAACUUCAUGGCUUGAUGCUAGUAAUUUAGUUGUUCUCAAGGAAUCAUCAGUCAUACAUUCGAACGCAAAUCUGGGAGUACAUGGACAAGGUUUUUUGAAUUUAUCUGGACCUGGAGAUAAAAUUCAGGCUCAACGUCUGGUCCUAUCACUAUUUUACAGUAUUCAUGUUGGACCUGGAUCUGUUUUACGUGGUCCCCUAGAGAAUGCAUCAUCUGAUGCCGUUACGCCAAAGCUUUAUUGUGAGCUCCAAGAUUGCCCCAUUGAACUACUUCAUCCACCUGAAGAUUGCAAUGUGAAUUCGUCUCUGUCUUUUACGCUCCAGAUAUGCCGAGUUGAGGACAUCACUGUUGAAGGUCUUAUUAUGGGAUCUGUCGUUCAUUUCCAUCGGGCAAGAACGAUAUCUGUGCAGUCUUCUGGAAUAAUCAGUGCUUCUGGGAUGGGAUGCAUAGGUGGUGUGGGUAGAGGAAAUUUUUUAGACAAUGGUAUCGGUAGUGGCGGUGGCCAUGGUGGUAAAGGGGGGCUUGGAUGUUAUAAUGGUAGUUGUGUUGAGGGUGGUAUUUCAUAUGGGAAUUCAGAGUUGCCCUGCGAACUUGGUAGUGGAAGUGGAAACGAGAGCUCAGCUGAUUCAACUGCUGGUGGUGGUGUUAUAGUGAUGGGUUCCAUGAAGCAUCCAUUGUCAAGCUUGUCUGUUGAGGGUGCUGUGAGGGCUGAUGGAGAAAGUUUUGAAGAAACUGUCAGGAAACAAGAGUAUUCUGUUUCUAAUGAUUCAAGCAUAGCUCCUGGGGGUGGUUCUGGUGGUACUGUACUUAUGUUUCUGCACACAUUCACUCUUGGUGAGUCUGCUAUUCUUUCGAGUGUUGGAGGAUAUGGUAGUCACAAAGGGGGUGCUGGAGGAGGAGGUGGAAGGAUUCAUUUUCAUUGGUCAGACAUUCCCACUGGAGAUGUGUACCAGCCAAUUGCUAGUGUUAAGGGAAGCAUCUAUGCUAGGGGAGGAUUAGGAAGAGAUGAGAGUGGUGGUGGAGAAAAUGGAACUGUGACUGGUAAAGCUUGUCCAAAGGGGCUGUAUGGGACAUUUUGUGUGGAAUGUCCCGUUGGUACUUACAAGAAUGUUAGUGGAUCUGAUAGUUCUCUCUGUCAUCCUUGCCCUGCUUCAGAGCUUCCCCAUCGUGCCAUUUAUAUUGCUGUUCGAGGUGGUAUUGUUGAAACCCGUUGUCCUUACGAAUGCAUUUCAAACAGAUAUCACCUGCCGCACUGUUAUACAGCUCUUGAGGAGUUAAUUUACACAUUUGGGGGACCUUGGUUAUUUUGUCUUCUACUUAUGGGUCUCCUCAUCCUCUUAGCACUGGUGCUUAGCGUUGCGCGACUGAAAUUUGUUGGGGUUGAUGAAUUACCUGGCCCAGCUCCCACUCAGCAUGGCUCUCAGAUGGAUCAUUCUUUCCCAUUCCUGGAGUCAUUAAAUGAGGUAUUGGAAACAAACAGAGUUGAGGAGUCACAGAGUCAUGUGCACAGAAUGUAUUUCAUGGGACCUAAUACUUUCAGUGAACCUUGGCAUCUGCCCCACACUCCUCCAGAAGAAAUAAAGGAGAUUGUAUAUGAGGGUGCAUAUAAUACAUUUGUGGAUGAGAUUAAUGCAAUAGCUGCUUAUCAGUGGUGGGAAGGUGCAAUUUGCACCAUUCUUUCUAUUCUUGUGUAUCCCCUUGCUUGGUCGUGGCAGCAAUGGCGCCGAAGAUUGAGAUUGCAACGGUUACGUGAGUUUGUGCGAUCGGAAUAUGACCAUGCUUGCUUACGUUCUUGCCGUUCACGGGCUCUCUAUGAGGGGCUUAAGGUAUCUGCAACUUCUGAUUUAAUGCUGGCUUAUGUGGACUUCUUCCUCGGUGGUGAUGAAAAGAGAACAGACCUUCCUCCUCGCCUACCUCAAAAGUUUCCUAUGGCUAUAAUUUUUGGGGGUGAUGGAAGUUAUAUGGCUCCAUUUUCCCUUGAAAAUGAUAACAUUCUUACCAGUCUUAUGAGUCAGCUGGUGCCCUCAACUACUUGGUAUCGACUGGUGGCUGGUUUGAAUGCGCAAUUACGGUUGGUUUGUCGUGGAAGGCUGAGAGUAACAUUUCGACCUUUCCUUCAAUGGCUUGAAACGCAUGCUAAUCCUGCUUUGAGAAUCCAUGGUGUACGCGUUGAUCUUGCCUGGAUUCAGGCUGCAUCUGGGGGUUAUCGCCAUUAUGGACUUUUGGUAUAUUCUAUUGAAGAGGAAAAUGAAUCUAUAUCCUUGGGAAAUACUGAUGGAGGAGUCAGAACUGAACUUUCUUGUCUGAAGACCACACGCAUGCAAAAUCAAUCUGGUUAUCGAAGAGAAGAUGCCUUUUUAAAACAAGGUCACCGAAGCAGUGAAGGUUUUGCAAGGCGGAAGAGGAGUUACAGAGGGCUUAUAGAUACUAACAGCUUACAAAUGCUUGAAGAGAAGAGAGAUAUGUUUUACCUUCUCUCUUUCAUAGUCCAUAAUACUAAACCAGUUGGUCACCAGGGUGUUUCCUUUCUUUGUGGGUAUAUUCACUAUAACAGUCAUUUGUCAUCAAGUAAAAGGAUCCCAAACCUUCAGCCAUGGAAUAUUAACAUGGAGGAAAGUGAAUGGUGGCUUUUUCCAGCUGGACUGGUUUUGUGUAAACUUUUCCAAUCACAACUUAUAAAUUGGCAUGUUGCGAAUCUAGAGAUUCAAGACCGCUCACUAUAUAGCAAUGAUUUUGAGCUAUUUUGGCAGUCAUGACCAUCAUCUCAAAGAGAAUACUUACACGUUAACAAGGUUCUUUUCUUCAGUUUUUUACUGUUCUAUUUUUGUAUGUAACUUGAGAGUAACAAGUGAGUUCUUGACACGGUUAGAAAUAGAAACAAAGGGGAAAAAUCUAAAGAAGAAUAUUAGAGAAAUGAGAAUGGCAUUCAUUCUUGUAAGUUCUCAGGAUUUUCCUUUUAAUUUUUGGGACUUCCAAUGUAAAUAACGAAUUGGGGUACCCAAAUGCUUUAGAGAAUUCAUUUGCAUAUUCAUUUCGAGCUAAGUUGAUAUUGUUCCACCAUUUGAAGCUUCUUAUUGGACCGGUCGUUCUUGCAAGUUAACAUAAUUGAGAAGCAUACUUUUGAAGUUGACUG
Molecule: messenger RNA, 5240 nt
Organism: Durio zibethinus
Lineage: Eukaryota; Viridiplantae; Streptophyta; Magnoliopsida; Malvales; Malvaceae
Source: RefSeq, a predicted model, not a curated record